AUGGCAGCGGCAGCGGCAACCGUGUACGGCAACGGAACCCUUCCCGAGGAGAUCCUCACUGACAUACUCUCUCGACUACCCGUCAAACCCCUUUGCCGAUUCAAGUGCGUUUCUCCCUCCUGGAACUCCCUAAUCUCUGACCCAUACUUUGUCAAAACCCACCUCAAUCGAACCGACACCCUAAAAAACCCUAAACACCCCUACCAGAACAAAAUCAUCAUCUCCACUUGUGACAACCUCUACUCUGUACGCAAAUCAGAAAAAAAAAACCUCUACUCAGUAGACCUCACCAACCUAAACCCGACAAUCACAAAGCUUGAUUUUCCGACGACGGCACGGCACGCUGCAGUACGGAGCUCUUGCGAUGGCUUGCUUUUAGCUUCCAAUAGCGACCAUUCGAUUUUGUUCUUGUUAAAUCCGUCCACUGGAGAACGUAACAAACUCCCUACCCGUCCUCCUGUCCUCGACCCGGUUCAAAUGAUUCACGGGUCUCAUUCUGGGCUGGGUUACGAUUCUUCCACGGAUGAUUACAAGGUUGUGAUAUUCACUCGGUAUAAAACUGAGUUUUCUCCGUUUUUUUCGAUCUUGGAUGUCUACUCCCUGAAAACUAAUGCUUGGAGGAGAAUUAAGUGUCUCCAUUAUUGCCCCAUGGGAAACAAUGGUGGGGUUUUCUUAAAGGGGUGUAUCCAUGGCCUUUGUUGGAGGGUUGGUUCCAUCGUUGCUUUCUAUUUGUCUGAUGAGGUCUUCAGGGAAGUGCCGACGCCUGCUUCAUUUAGGCAGGGCAAGAUUUGCUCGUAUGACGUGGCGGUUUUUGGGGGUUGUCUCUGUUUGGUUAAAAAGGGGAAAACUGAGGUUUGGAUGAUGAUGGAGUAUGGGGUAAGGGAGUCGUGGACUGAAUUUACGAUCCAUUCUGGGUUUCGCAUGGCCAGAUUGUUGUGUUUGUUAGCGGAAGACGAAUUUUUGUUGAGUACCUAUGGGGAGAGGGGGCUUAACCAGCUGGUUGUGUACAAUCAGCAAAAGGACACGGCAAGGGACAUGGUCGUUUGUGACAUUCCACCUAGAUUUUCAUUUGAGGGCACCUAUGCGGAGAGCCUCAUAUCUCCUCAUCAUGGAAGAGGGAAUGGGGGGCAAUGA
This is a messenger RNA of Rhododendron vialii, 1134 nucleotides long. Its product is annotated as F-box/kelch-repeat protein At3g06240-like. The transcript has a single exon. The record is from RefSeq and is a predicted model, not a curated record. The coding region runs from base 1 to 1134 and encodes 377 amino acids. Lineage: Eukaryota; Viridiplantae; Streptophyta; Magnoliopsida; Ericales; Ericaceae. Gene Ontology annotation, molecular function: protein binding.